Molecule: messenger RNA, 447 nt
Organism: Colletotrichum navitas
Lineage: Eukaryota; Fungi; Ascomycota; Sordariomycetes; Glomerellales; Glomerellaceae
Exons: 2
Coding region: 1-447 (148 amino acids)
Source: RefSeq, a predicted model, not a curated record
AUGAACGACCUCGUCGACAAGCCACGUCAUCACCCCCCUUUUUCUUGCCGGCGAUCCCUCAGGCGCACCCAAUGGCUCGCCUCUAGCCUUGAUUCUCUCCUUGGCCAAGACACUCACUUCCAUCCGAUGGGCACCUGGAUCACUUCCCCCUCCCUCAAAAGGAUGGCUUUCCAGACGUACAACUGCCGUACGUCGACUCAGGGCAGCGGAUCGACGGAUGUCUACGUCAAAAACCCGCCACAUCCACAGCAAAUCUCGCAACGGGCGCAAGGAGUGCAAGCGUCGUCACCUAACAACGAGACCGCCGACCACCACUGCUCCUUUCUCGAGUUCCUGCUCGCCUCCGCCUCCACCUCUGCCCCGUCCACCGCCGCCGUCGACGGCCACUGCCCGGCCGGCUCUGGCAGCGGCGGCGGCAACAGCAUCCCGGCCGCUGCCGGACCAUGA